CUAGAGCGGCCCACGGAGAAAACCAUAGAGAUGGGGCCGGGCUAGAGGGCCUGGCCAGCGAAAGCUUCGAAUCUAGAGCACCUGGGUCUUAAAAGACUGGUUUUAACUGGGAAGCUUGAGCGCGUCCAAAAGCGUUGGACUUGAGGGCCGAGCACCGGACCCAUUGCCAUGAAGUCCAGAGUGGGAUUGCUAAAGGGAGCGUGCGUGUCGGAGUGCGUGUCUUCAUGGUUGCUGUGGGUUUUACGGCUGCCCAGUUCUGAAAUUUCCUGGUCGAUACAGGGCUAGGGCUGUGCUCUGUAGUUUCCUACAAUAACUUGUGGUUUUUCAGUACAGCACAUACCGGACAUCCAGAUAACUUACAUCAGUGUAUUGAUCCACUCCAAAUCUCAACUUCUGAACAAAAGCUCAAAGCCAAAUGUACUGGGUGGGGGGAAAGGUAUACAUAUGUUACUAUUUUUCUUUAUUUUACUUGUUAACGUAUUGAAAGUAAAUUUGUUUUGUUUUGUUUUGUUUUCAUCAUGGGAAACCCUUGGCUCCCCCACCCCACCCCUGGCAUGAAAACUCUGGGUUUGGAGUAACAUACCGAGUUCUAGUUUGGAGAAGAAAGCACCUUUUAGUUGUGUGACUCUGGGCAAAUCAUUUAAGUUCUUUGUGCCUCGGCUUCUGCAUCAGAAAAUAGGGCUAAUGACCGUAUCUUUCUCAUAGUUUUAGGAUAAUUAAAUGAGUUGAUAUAUAAAGCAUUUAAAAACAGUUACUGGUAAAUAGUAAACACCCUAUAAAUAUUCAUUAAGACACAAAGAAACAUGUCAAAUUGGGAGACCCAGUGAGCAAAGGAAUCAGGAAAUUCCAAGUUUGUUUGCAAAGCUCUUCACUCCCAGGGCUUUAAUCCAGAUGCCCUUGUUGACUCCUACCCUCCUGCCUUUCCCAGUGACACUGGGGAGUGAGACAUAAAGCUCCUAUCCCAUCUCUUGGGAUUUUCCCCUCCCCUGGAAGGCCCAUAAUCUCCUAGCUUGUCAUUCUCUUCUCAGAAGUGAUUAGGGGCCAGGCUCCAAGGAUUAAAGGAGCAGUCUGUGGAGUGUCUGAGUAGGGGUACUCCACUUUGAGUUCAACCACUCUGCCCUCUAAGAAUUAGAACCCAUGGCCCUUGUGCCAGGGAGCAGCGAGGAUGGGCCUUGGCCUAGAGAUAGCCCAGGCUCCUCCCAGCACCCAGAAAGUCCUAGGCUGACCAGCCCCCUGUGGAUGGACAGAGGAGAAAUUGGCAGGGUUGAAGGUCACCAGGAUGUUCAGGUGGUCUCUCAAAAGACUCGCCUGCCCUCCAUUGUGGUGGAAGCUUCUGAGGGGAGUGAAGAGAGCGGGGAGCUGGGUUGGCCACAAGAGGAGCUGCUGCUGCUCACUGAUGAGGAAGAGGAGGCCGAGGUCUUCUUCCAGGACCAAAGUGAAGAGGCAGGCUGGACUUGGAGCCCACUGGACCCCAGAUCUCCCUUAAGAACCUUUAACCCAGAACUCAGCUGGGGACAGGAACAGGUAGAACAAGAGGUCUCCUGGAUUCCCGAGGACGCAGAGUAUCAGGAAGCCUCCAACCCCUGUCCUCUCUGGAACCCAGCAACAGGCUCCCAUGUGUGUAGAAGCUGCUUUGUGGAAUAUUCACACCUCCUGCCUCCCGGGAGCUUUGAGGGUUGA
This is a messenger RNA of Prionailurus viverrinus (fishing cat), 1680 nucleotides long. RefSeq names its product LBH domain containing 1 (gene LBHD1). The transcript is spliced from 4 exons. The coding region runs from base 1138 to 1680 and encodes 180 amino acids. Gene Ontology annotation, biological process: regulation of DNA-templated transcription. The record is from RefSeq and is a predicted model, not a curated record. Lineage: Eukaryota; Metazoa; Chordata; Mammalia; Carnivora; Felidae.